CUAUUUUGCUGGAUUAUCUUUCUUUUUCUCCCUCUAAUUUGGAUCAUCCCCUUUCUUUCUCUUUCUUUUCUCUUUUAUUGUCUUUUUUCUAGAAGGUCUCUUUUCCCCCCUUCCUUUCUUUUCUUUUUCAAAGUGACAUAGUGAUUGUUAUUACUUUCUUCUAGUAGUCCUUCAUCCCCAUCCUUUCUUUUAUUACUCACUCAAUCCAUUUUUUUUUUUUUUACACUCGUUUGAAUCAUCUUUUUGUUUUUUUUUGUUGUUUUAUCAACCAUGCAUUCAUCUCCUGUCACGGCUACUACCUCUGCUUUGCUGGCUAUUGCUGCCACCAUUCCUGUCACUCAAGCUCGUUAUCUUUGGCAUCCUAACGAGUUACCUUUACACCAAGACUAUUAUAAACCAGCACAAGAGGAGCAUCAUAUUGUAAACUUUGCAGCUGAACCCAGCUUUCAAAAUGCAGAAACUACCAGCAACAAAGAAACGAGCAGUGCAAAGAAGGAUCCAUCACCAUCAUCAUCUCAUUCAGCGGCAAAAUCAGCAGAUUCCAAUACACCAAAAUCAUCAGCACAAGCAAAACCAACAACUACACCAACAAAUCAAGCUAGUGCAAUACCUCAUUCGUCUGGACAUUCAUCAGCCGCAUCAUCUGAUUCUUCUCCAACAGCUUUAAUGCCUAGUGGUACAUCUUUAUCAUUAUCUGGAUUACCAAGUACCAGUGGAUCAUCUACCCCAUCAUCGACAUCAUCCUCAUCAUCUAGUGAUGGUACAUCAAGUGGAGCUAUUGCUGGUAUUGUGAUUGCUGUUCUUGCUGUCGUAGGUGCUAUUGCUGCCUUUGUUAUGGUUCGAAGAAAGAAGAAUAAUCGUCGAAAUAUGAAACCUGAUCCAUUCACUAUGGGCUUUGGAAGUCAUGAUCCUCCUCGACAUGAUCCUUAUAACAAUAAUAAUAAUUCAUAUCAAUACAAUAAUGGUGGAAAUAAUAUGACUCAACCUUAUCAACAACCUCAACCUGCUCAUAUGCCACCAGUCAGUCCAACUUAUAGUACUCCACCUCCACCUUUAUCACCCAUGUCUGAUGUACCUCCUUAUCAACAACAACAAUAUUAUGCUACGGUUCCUGCAGAAAAGUCUCAAGUUACUACCGCUGUUGGUGCUACAAAUGAUCAACAACAACAACAACUCCAGCAGGCUGGACAACAACAACAAGAACAACAAGUACCUCAAGGUUCAUUAGGUGUAUUCAAUGUGGUGUCUACUUACUCUCCUACUCUUAGUGAUGAAAUCGAUAUUCAACUUGGUGAUCGUAUUGAAAUUCUUGUAGAAUAUGAUGAUGGAUGGUGUCAAGGUAUUAAUCUGACGCGAGGUAAUAUUAAAGGUGUCUUCCCUCGUCAUUGCGUGGAACAAUAUCCUGGUGCUGCUCAAGAACAACAACAAGCCAAGAAUGAUGGUCCUCCUCAAUUGGAAUUAGGUAGUUUGAAGCGUGUCAGUUCCAUGUACAUGUCCUAUACUUAAAAUAGAUUCAUCACCAUUUCCCUCCUCAUUUUUUUCGUUUUCUCCCUCAUUCCCUCCUUCUUAGUUUCUCCUCGUCAACUUUUUCCCCCCCCCCUUCUCUUUUUAAUCCAUUCAAUUUUUUUUUUAUACAUCAUCCUCAUAUCAUGUCCCGUUCCUACCAUUUCUUUAUUGUCCCAUAUUAUCUAUUAUUUAUCUUUUUCCUAUUCACCAAGUUAUAUAUAACUAUAUAAUAAAACAACAGCAAUACAUUUGAUACAAAAAAAAAAAAUUAAUAAUAUUUAUGUGUAUUUAUGAUAGAGGAUGAGAUAUAUUUCCUUUCGUGCAACCCCCUAUUCAUACAAGAAAGAAUCAUCAUCUAUAAUCUUUUCAUGAUAUCAUAGUAGAUCACUGGGUGUAUUUAAAAAAAAAAAAAUUGAAAUCCUCCAUGUUUUUACGACAUUUGUGCCAUUUUUUUUUUUU
Messenger RNA from Halteromyces radiatus, 1965 nucleotides. RefSeq lists its product as uncharacterized. Gene Ontology annotation, molecular function: protein binding. The coding region runs from base 271 to 1506 and encodes 411 amino acids. The record is from RefSeq and is a predicted model, not a curated record. The transcript has 2 exons. NCBI's taxonomy places the organism in Eukaryota, Fungi, Mucoromycota, Mucoromycetes, Mucorales, Cunninghamellaceae.